AGUACAAGAGAAGGCAUUGUGCAUUGUAAUAAUUUUGAAAAAGAAGAAGGAAGAUUAUAUAAGAUAAGAAAUGUGUUUAAAGAUAAUAUCGGAAAAACAAAAUGUAACUUAUGUUACAGAUUUCAUUAUUACAAGAUAUUAAGAAUCGAUGAUAGUAAUUGUGCUAUUCCAUUUUGUGGUAAACGUGUUGAUUCCGAAGACGAUGAUGAAUACUAUGAUGAAGAUCGACAAUGUUUCUAUGUUGUGCAGAAAAUGAUAUAG
Molecule: messenger RNA, 261 nt
Organism: Scutellospora calospora
Lineage: Eukaryota; Fungi; Glomeromycota; Glomeromycetes; Diversisporales; Gigasporaceae
Source: the annotation of a GenBank genome assembly